This is a messenger RNA of Rhea pennata, 3497 nucleotides long. Its product is annotated as endothelial zinc finger protein induced by tumor necrosis factor alpha-like. The record is from RefSeq and is a predicted model, not a curated record. NCBI's taxonomy places the organism in Eukaryota, Metazoa, Chordata, Aves, Rheiformes, Rheidae. Bases 159 to 1727 code for a protein of 522 amino acids. Gene Ontology annotation, molecular function: RNA polymerase II cis-regulatory region sequence-specific DNA binding; DNA-binding transcription factor activity. The transcript has 5 exons. Gene Ontology annotation, biological process: regulation of transcription by RNA polymerase II.
GUGGGGGUGACUGGGAAGUUACUGGGAGCACUGAGGCUGAGGGGGAAUUAUGGGAGGAGGGUUACUGGUAGAACUGGGAACGUGAGUGGUGGGUGAUUACUGGGAGCACUGGGAACACUGGGGUGACAGGCGCUGGCCGGGUGUCCCCGCAGGUGCCCAUGUUCCUGGCCGAGGUCCCCUGGGCGCUGGUGGCCCCGGGGCAGCGCCCACCCGGGCCCCCCGGACCCUCCCCAGCCCCCGGUGCCACCAACCCCCCGCAACCACCCCCGGAGCCAUCACCACCCAACCACCACGUCCCCGGCGCGUCCCCAGCGGCGCCCGCCGGCCACCAGCACAGCAGCGUCCCCUCGGCGUCCCCCGGCCACCGCUGCGGCGACUGCGGCAAGACCUUCGGGGCCCGCUCGCGCCUGGCCGUGCACCGGCGGGUGCACACGGGCGAGCGGCCCUUCGCCUGCGGCCACUGCGGCAAACGCUUCAGCCAGAGCUCGGCGCUGGGCCUCCACCGGCGCCUGCACACGGGCGAGCGGCCCCACGCAUGCGGCGAGUGCGGCAAGGCCUUUGCCGUGCCCUCGCACCUGGCCGUGCACCGGCGGGUGCACACGGGCGAGCGGCCCUUCGCCUGCGGCCACUGCGGCAAACGCUUCAGCCAGAGCUCGGCGCUGGCGCUGCACCGCCGGGGCCACACGGGCGAGCGGCCGCACGCUUGCGGCGAGUGCGGCCGGGCUUUCGCCGUCGCCUCCCACCUGGCCGCCCACCGGCGCAUCCACACGGGCGAAAAGCCUUUCCCCUGCCCACAGUGCGGCCGCCGCUUCCGCCAGCGCUCCGGCCUCGUCGCCCACCAGCGGGGCCACAAACACCCUAAUCCAGCUGUGGACGUGGACACCAAAUCUGUUUCUGGACACCCCAAACCCAUCUCUGAGCACCCAAAGUCUAAGCAGCCCAAAUCCAGCUCUGGAUACCCCAAAUUUGUCCCCCCACUACAACCACCAUCGCCGCCGCCUCCCCCCCCCCGGGGCCCCUCGGUCCCCCCCACCACCCUGGCUGAGCCCCCACUCCCGGGUCUCCCCGCAGGGAUGGAGCAGGCAGAGGAACCGUCCGGCGCCCGUGCAGGGAGUGGAAAGAGCCACAAGGUGGACAUCAUCGAGAGCCUGGCGACGUCCCCACUGCUGCCACCACCCUCCCCGCCACCCUCCCCCGAACUGGGUUGGCCCUGGGGGGCGGCGGCAGCAGGCACCCGCAAGCCUUACAAGUGCACCGAGUGCGGCAAGGCCUUCGGGCAGAGCUCGCACCUCAUGCGGCACCUGGGCACCCACACGGGCGAGAAGCCCUACAAGUGCGGCGCCUGCGCCAAGAGCUUCGCGCAGCGCUCCAACCUGCUGCAACACCAGCGGGCCCACACCGGCGAGAAGCCCUACGAGUGCGGCGCCUGCGGCAAGCGCUUCGGCUGGAGCUCCAACCUCAGCCAGCACCGGCGUCUCCACACCGGCCAGAAACCCUUCCAGUGCGGCCAGUGCGGCAAGCGCUUCGGCGAGAGCGCUCGCCUCCUCGAGCACCAGCGCACCCACACCGGAGAGAAGCCCUACCGCUGCCCCGACUGUGCCAAGACCUUCAGCCGCGGCUCCCACCUUGCCCGCCACCGCCGCCUGCACGCUGCCGAAAGGGGCCCUGGCAAGGCGUGCGGCCAGAGCGCGGCCCUCGCGCUGCGCCGUGGAGCCCACGGGCUCUGAGGGCCCCCGCUUUGGCGGAGGGGAGGCUUGGCGGCGCAGCCGGACCUCGCACGGGAGCCACGGGGAUGGAGUUCAGCCCUGGCGGUGCCCACUGUUGGCUUGCGGAGAGUCAGCGUGGGCAGACGGGCAUGGCGUUGGGGACAGAGACUUGGGGAGGGUCCAUGACGUGGCCAACAGCUACCAUGGCCCUUCUGUGGUUGCUGCAGGGACAUGGUUCGGCCCUGCCAGUGCCCAUCAUCGGCUUGCAGAGAGCCCACGUGGGCAAGCGGACGUGGGAUCAGGGCAAAUGUGGACAGGAAGACUUGGAGAUGGUCCACAACAUGGCCAAUGGCCACCAUGGUCCUUCUGCAGUAGCUACAAGUACGUGGAUUAGCCUCAGCAGCACCCGUCAUUGGCUUGCAGGGGACCCAAAUGGGCAAACGGAUAUUGGACCAGGGUCGUAAAGACUGGGAGGCUCCACAAUGUGGCCAGCAGCUACCAUGGCCCUUCUGCAGUAGCCACGGGGACGUGGUUUGGCCCAGUUGGCCCCCAUCAUUGGCUCAUGGAGAGUCCACGUGGACAAACGGAUGCAGAGUUGGGGACGAACACAGAUAGGAAGACUCGAGGAAGAUCUGUGACAUGGCCAACGGUGGUCAUGGGCCCUUCUGCAGAAGCCACAGGGAGGUGUUUUGACCCCACUGAUGCCUGUCAUUGGCUUGCAGAGCCCACAUGGGCAAACGGAUGUAGGAUUGGGGCAAACGUGGAAACGAAGACUUGGGGUUGGUCCAUGACAUGGCCAAUGGCCACCACAGCUCUAUUGCAGUAGUCAUGGGCACAUAAUCUGGCCCUGUGAAUGCCCAGAAUUGGCUUGCAGGGAGCCUGCGUGGACAGAUGGGCCCACAUUUGGGAUUGCGAGUGUAAAUACUUUGGGAGGCUCCACAAAGUGGCCAACAGCUACCCCAGCACUUCUGUGGUAGCCACGGGGACAUAGUUGGCCGAAAUGGCACCUCUCACUGGCUUGUGGAGAGCCCACAUGGGCAAACGGACGUGGGAUGGUGGGCAGACAUGGACAGGAAGGCUUGGGGGUGGUCCAUGACAUGGCCAGUGGCCACCACAGCCCUUCUGUGGUAGCCACAGGGAUGUGGUUCAGCCCCAUCAGCACCUGUCGCUGGCUUGUGGAGAGCCCACGUGGGCAAACAGAUGUGGGAUCGUGGUUGUAAAUACUCCAAGAGGCUCCACAACGUGGCUGAUGGCUACUGCAACCCUUCUGUGGUAGCUACAGGAACAUGGUUUGGCCCUGAUCAUUCGCUUGCAAAGCCAACACAGGCAAACGGAUGCGGGACCAGGGACAAACAUGGACACAAAGACUCAGGGAGGAUCCAUGAUGUGGGCGACGGCUACCACAGCCCUUCCAUGGUGGCCACCGGGAUGUGGUCCAGCCCCAUCAACGUCCAUCGUUGGCUUCUGGAGAACCCACAUGGGCAAACAGACACGGGAUUGGGGCAGACAUGGACACGAAAUUCAGGGCUGAUCCACGGCACAGCCAAGGGCUGCCGUGGCCCUUCUGUGGCAGCCACGGGGAUGUAGCUUGGCCCCCAUCGUUGGCUUAUGGAGCGGCCGCGCGGGCAAACACGGACACAAAGACUCGGGGAGGCUCCGCACGUGGCCAGCUGCUCCCGUGGUGGCCACAUGCUCGUGGGACCAGGGGAACCUCGUUAAAGGCCAAUUCCUAAAAGCGACUUUGCACCGAGACGGGCUCUGCCACCGGGAUUUUUAGGGGGCAAAACAAAA